AUGUACGAUCUUCUUUUGGAAGAGGAAAGCAUUGAACGUUUAAAUUCUUUUGUGCCAACUUGUGUCAAACAUUGGAAGAGAGCUUUACAAAGAUUUAAAGACCACCAAACUAAGAGAAAUCACUUGGACGCCUCCGAUGAUGCACACAAUUUCAAGCUAAUAUAUGAAAACAAGAAAACUGACGUCACCAUUGAGAUCGACCAGAGCCAAAAACGGCUGCAAUUGGAAAACAGAAAGAAGCUUACUCCAAUAAUUCGUGCGGCCUUAUUUUGCUGCAGACAAGGACUGGCACUACGAGGACGUCGAGAUGAUGGCCGUUUACCACUGGAUAUGGCAGAAGAGAAUGACGGGAAUUUCAGGGCACUUUUGCGUUUUGCUGCUGAUAAUGGAGAUGUAGCACUGCAAGAACAUUUAAAGGUAGUGGGUGGUAAUGCAACAUAUCUGAGCCGUGCAAUUCAAAACGAGAUCAUCGAUCCUGGAGCGGAAAUCAUCACUAGAGACUUAGUGAGACGCAUAAAUGAGACGAAGUGUUUCACUGUAACUGCAGAUGAAACAUCUAAUGUCAGUGGGAUUGAACAAUUCACGAUCGGAGCUAGAUUCGUUCAAGACAUUGGAGGGAGACACACGAUCAGAGAAGAUUUCUUGUGCUUCGUUCCUGUAGAGGACGUGACUGGCGCCGACCUUGCAAAUACGCUGCUAACAACUUUGCAGAAACUUGGAGUGGACACCCAUUUCAUGAAGCGGCAAGAUGAGUCGAAAUAA
This is a messenger RNA of Belonocnema kinseyi, 762 nucleotides long. Its product is annotated as zinc finger MYM-type protein 1-like. The coding region runs from base 1 to 762 and encodes 253 amino acids. NCBI's taxonomy places the organism in Eukaryota, Metazoa, Arthropoda, Insecta, Hymenoptera, Cynipidae. The record is from RefSeq and is a predicted model, not a curated record. The transcript has 2 exons.